AAAAUAAAAAGACUAGACGGCUAAAAGUUUUUUAUGUGUGCCAGGUUCUUGUGAGAGUCGAGGAACAGGAAAAAAACUUUUUUUCUGCAAUCUACGCCUAGUUAGUUUGAUGUGUGCAUUCCCAGAAACGGAUUACUAUCGGGUGAAGUGAAAGUGGGUUCCGAAAUCUGGGGAAAACGUUGGCAACUUCGGCAAUCCGACUGUGUCGACGGGGAAAGCAGCGGAAAAAUUCGCGAUUCGCGACAGCAAAGUGUGGUCUGCGCGAAGUGUAGGACAGUGAAGUGCGGUGCGGUAAAAAAGAUGUCUUCUGUCCUGCUGCAAGAAGCCUCAACGGCGGCGACGACGACGCUGGAACUGUCGAACGGAAGUCCCAACAGUCCUCAUUCGCAGCCCGUCUGCGGCGAGGACACUUCCUACUGGCAGUGCUCACUGGAGGCUCUCGCACAGAAGGUGAUUGUUGGCGAUACAGUUGUUGCGAAGAAGAAGAAGCAAAUACCUUCCUCAUCGCAAGAGGAAGACCAGAAGGAUGAGAAACAGCAGUCAAGUGUUGGCAGCCCGCUUACGGCUGCCCCAGUUGGGGCUGCUGAUUGUUGUCCGACCGAGGAAGAAACCAGGAACAUCGAUAGGGAGAAUUGUGACGAUGGCAAUGUUGAUUCGGAAGCCGCAGCCGACGGACAGGAACACGACUACAAUCUUUUCCGGCUGAGUUGUUGCUGCAGGCCCUGUCUCAGCUAUCGGGAAACUAUUAUCCAACUGUUUGUGGAGGAUUUCGAGUACAAUACGCUCUGGGAACGGUUGCAGUUACUGAUAAAGAAAUUCUACGAUUUCAUACCGGAGCAAGACGAUUCGCAACUGUUCAGUCGCUACAUGCAGCUGAUGGAUAAAUCGUCGAUCAAGUGGCUAACGGACGGUCGGAUCAAUACCAAGAAGAACAUACAAAUCUCGCUCGGUUCCAACUUGCCACUGUCAAAUGAGAUGACCUUUAUUCUGGUGUUCAGCAUGUUGUACACACGCGACCCCCAUCAACUGUUCGAAUUGCUCUGUCUGCAGUUGCGAUCGAUUGUACGAGCAUACAGCCAGGGUCUGCAGGAUCUGAUCACCGAAUCCAGUGAUGGCGAGUUGCAGUACAAUCCCACGGAGUUGCUCAAUUAUAUUCUUGACGGUUACGACAAGCUGUGCCGCUCGGCUAAAGCUUUGUCCCCUCUACUGUUCGAAUUGCAACAAGGUCAUCUGCAGCAAUUCUCGCUGACAUGGUGUUUGAUAAAUAAGCGCAUGUAUCAACGGUUUGUCUAUUUAGAGGUGCAGAAAAUCAUUCCCGAAUGCAUUCUGAAGUUGAAAGAACUCCUGUUUGACGACGAAUACAAAACAAUGGUUUAUCGCUUUAUCCAAUUUGACGACGAGAUGAACUCUACAUCGCAGAUAUGGCGCGAUGUAUGGUCUCUGUUGCAUGAUUAUCACAAGGCAAAAGAAGAUUCGGCCCGACGGAAGAGGAUUAGCUCGGCCCACUCGCUGCUGUUAGCCGUGAAGGAAUCUGAGUUUAACUUUGGUCCGGAAAUACAACGGCAAAAGGAACGGCCAAUCGUCGAGUGGCUCUCGUUGGAGGACCGCAACUUGGUGUGGCAAUACGUGGUCCAUAAUCUCAAGACCAAGUGGAUUGCUUGCACUAAUCCGAGAUUGAAUGCUUCCAUCGAGAAUAUUCAGUGUCGGAAGUGCAAUUUUGCACUGGGAACACAUUAUGUUACAUGUGACUGUCGCACCUGUUUGAUUGCUGGUGGUACCUGUUUGGGGAUAUCUAAGGAACAGCUCUAUUGCGCCAAGUGUUCAUUUUUCAAAAAGCUGGACCGGGACUAUUUGGACUAUAUCGGCGAGUUUUUCAACAAACCGCUAAGUGAAAAACAAUUCCAGGAACGGAAGCAGCUAAAUGGUAUGACAACUUCAUCUCAAUCAUCUUCAUCAUCAAGCUCGACGACGGAAAUCGCGUUACCGGAUGCAUCUGAAACUGAAUUACAAGUGGACUUAUCUGCUGGUGCUGCCAGAAAGGAUGGAUCUGUUGUUGCAACAGUAUCUUCAGUUGUGGGCGUGAUUGACAACACUAGUUUGUACCACAUCUCCUGGGCUAUUUUCAAGCAUCUGCCGGAACGGGUUGCGUACACUUGGCCGACUCUAGAGCCUAAACGAUUUUGUAUCUUCCAGGGUGAACCAUGCAAAAUCAAUGCAUGCCGCGUAGCGAUCAAUAUUAUUGCUAUGUUGUACCCAUUGAAUUUAUCCAAGUUUCUUAUAAAAUCGUAUCAUCCGUUGAAGGAAGAAGAACGCAGAAAGAUGGCUGAGAAUUGGAACAUUGAUGUUAAAAAUUUUAUGCAAAGAUUCUGCGACGACAUUAACAAACGUUGGCGAACAGAGGUGGCGGAUCGGAUCCAUCCGUUGCAUUUCCUGGAUUUGCUGUGGGAGUCGGACGAUUCUGAAUCGGCACUUCUGAGUGAUAUGGCUUCGGCAUUUGCUGAGUGGUUUCUGAUAGAUUUUCAAUUUCCACAGCGCAAUGUCAUUUAUCAGUAUUUCACAAAGUUCUUUUUGGCGAAAGGUACUGAUAUUGAGUUUGACAUGAAAUGCUUCGAAAGUGUUAGUGGUUCACGGUUAUUCAACUGGAGCACACCGGCAUCACCGCUACGGCAGAUGAUUGCCGACGACAUGCAGAGCAAGCUGUUAGGGGUAAACUGGAGCACCAUCUUGCCCGAGGAAGCUUUGGCAGCUAUCAAUGGUGACGAGUUCACGUCAGCGGCUAAAAUUGAUGGUCUUGCAACGGCUGGUGUUUUAGUGGCUUCGGCUACUACGGCAGUCUCCAGUCCCUGUUCGACGACUAUGGCCGCCGCUGUAAUUGAACCAAUCGCCAAGCUUUGCAACGAAGAUGGAACCAUCUGUAAGGAUUGUAAGGAGUGCUUCACUGACACGGUUACCAAGUCGGAAAUUUUCGAGAAGGAAAUUAAAAAACCGCUAGUCGAAGCGCUCAAACUUGCAGCUAGUAACAAAAUACUCGAAACGGAACUGAAAACACUCCAGAAAGAGCACAGUAUGUUGAAAGAUAUGGUGCGAGAUUUGGAGCAGAUCCACGAGCAGAAACAUAGUACGGUCACCCAGCAAUGCGGUAAUGGUAAUAGCAGCAGUAGCAACAGUAACGGUAACAGUAGUUCAAACAAUGUUAAACCCAACAACACAAGCAAGGGUAGCAACACUGUCGGUGCUAGUGAUGAGGGCGCUGUCGUUAGUACUGCUUCGAAAAAUAUUGUAUCCAAUAGUGGGAAUGCAUCCACUUUACUCACACCGUCUAGCAGCGGUACGUUAGUCUCGAAAACUACCGCUGCCAGUCCUGUAAAAACCAUGUUGAAUCAAGCUACAAAUACUCCAUCCAAACUGGCAACUCUUCAACAACAUGCCACUGGAAAAGCUGUUCCCAUGGCCACAGCUUCAAAAGCAUCGGCCUCGGUAAAUCCGGCGACGAUUGUACCAACAUCAAUGGCAGCGGGAAAGGUAAUUACAAAGGCUACUAGUACUAAUGCUUCCCCCGGAGGAACGGCAAAUUCGGCCAUGCCAGCAACGGCCACUCCUUCCACGAGUACCAACAGUGGAUCCGCAGCAACAGGAGCAGCAGCACACGGCAGUAAUACGCACGUUAUUCAGUCCAAGGAGGAGCACAAGAAAACUUGUCAUCGUGGAGGUGCUAAUGGUGGCGAGAAGGGUGAUGGCUCCUGUGUGUGCUAUUACUGUACGCUGUUCGGGCAGAGUGUUUGUUUGGAAUGCAACCACAACCAGAGAACGAACGAAACGCGCGAUCGACUGCGAAAGAAAAUCAAACAACUUCAAAGCAACAAGGACAACCAACAGCUCAAGUCGUUGAAUUUGAAAAACAUCAAAAUUCCCCCCGGCGGUCUGUUGAAGAAGAUCAAUACCAAUAAAAGCAAUUCGACAAAUGUGGUCACCAACAGCAGCGGCAUUAGCUCGGCAGUGCCUACCAUUACCAAGGAAUCGAUCACAUCCAAAGUGGAAGCGCUGAAGAACAGCAACCUCAAGAUGGCUCCAAUUAGCACUGGAGUUGCUGUGGCGGCAACUUCAGCCAAUGUCAAGAUUCCGAUGGUUUCGACCCCCGCUGGAGCAGCGAAAGCUAUGACAGCAGUGCAAUCUGUGAGUGGAAAGGAUACGGUUUGUCAACCGCAGAAAUCACAGCAACAACAUCCACAGCAACCUCAAUCGCAAGCAUCGAGUACAGCGUUUGCACCUAUGGUGAAAAAACCUCCGCCCCCACCACCGUUAGAAGAAAAAUCACUAGAUGAUAUUCUAAGGUUUAUAGAAGGUGACGAUGACGGGGACAAACAUGCGAACAACAAGAAGGCUGCGAAAAAGGUUAAACAGAAACAAAAGAAACAGGAGUUGAAAAAAAUUACCGAACUGGGUGAGCUUAGUCAAAAGUUUUCCGAAUUCAAUUUGGAGGAACAGAAGGCUCAGAAACGACUACAGUUUCAGCAGAAUUUGAAAAAGAAAGAUAAACAGCAACUACUGGAGGACAUUCAGGCUUACGAAGCGAAGAAGGUCCAAUUGCAGACGGACAUCAGUAGCUUGGUUUCUAGCAUAAAGAACAACAAUCCUGAGUUCAGUUUUAAACUGGACGGUGGUGCGGCACAAAGUGCCAAAGAUGCACCUAAAGGAAAGUCGGAGUCUUCGGGAAAGAAAUCAUCUGCUCCGCCACCUACGUUGGAAUCCAGCCAAAAGCAGCAACUACCAGCCAAAUUGCAACAAAACAUAAAUCUUCUGCAGCAACAAAAACAGCGCCAGCAGCAGCAAUUACUUCAGCAACACCAGAAAGCUCAACUACAUCAACAGCAGCCACAGAAGCAACAACAACAACAACAGUUGUCUCAGGAUAAUGUCAGCAUCGAUUCCACACGAAGAAUGGUUACUAUCAAGCGAACAUUUUUGCCGCAUGCUGAGCCACAGGUCACGGUUACGGCAAAAGGACCAUCGCCCGAUAAAGAUCAAUUACUUUACACGUUUAUCAAUGGUCAGCUUGUUCCACCGGAACCGAUGUCGUCCGCUGGUAAAGGAAAUGCUGGGCAAUCAAUCAGUAAGAAGCAACAGCAGCAGCAAUCGUUGCAAGAUCAGUUGAAGAUGAAGAUGGCGUUUGAUGAUGCUAAGCAAAUUAGUGAUAUGAUUGUCAAAUCUCAGUUUACCAAUGACACCGAUGUGUGGAUAACGGAAAAGCUGCUAAAGUUAAGUCUCAAAGAACAGUCGCAACAGCAGCAAGUACAGUCCAUGCGGGAGGUGGACGAGUUGAUGCAGAAGAUACAGCUGCAAAGUGUGGCUAGUGCUUCCGAUAAGAGAAAGAAGGAAGAUAUCGUUUCGUUGACCAGUAAGCUCUCGGAGAAAUUGACGCAGAUUAGAAGCAAAGCGAAAAGUUCUGUUAGCGAAGCGCAAGCCAAAGCUGCCGCACAGAUGCUGCAGAAGAUUGUGCAAAAAUUGGAGCUUGAAUCUAAUAGCAGUGGCGGUGACGAUGGCAGAAAAAAGAAAAAGAAAAAGAAGCAGGAUAAGGUGUCUGAUGAAAUUGACGAAAUCGAUAAGAUUGUGGCAUGGUUGGACGGGCUGGAAGUUAGCGGGGAACCGAAAAAAGCUGACAAGAAACCGGCAGAGAAAGCGCUGGGAAAAAUUCUCAACCGCAAACUUAGUAAGGAUUCCAUUAGUUCUAGUGGUAGUGCUCAGAAAAUGAAGGACGCUAAGGAACAGAAGAAUAAGGAUAAGAACAAGAUUGAAGAACCGACGAAAAAGGUGAAAGAGGCUCAGAAGAAGCAUUUGUCCCGUAAAAAGAGUGAAGUUUACAUUGAUCCUGAGUUUGACAACAACACAUUUAAACUGUUGAAUUUGGAAGACACAGAAUCGGGUGAAGAUGAAGACGUCACUCAGGGAGUAUCUCAAGUCGCACCGGAUGCUGUCAAACAACCAAAGGCAUCAUCGCGUCCUCCUACACCUCUUUCACCGAAGCUUGAACCACAAAUGAGGCCACCAACACCACCAGCGCCGGUUCCAGCUGUAGUCAGUAACAGGAAAACCACCACCAAAAAGAAGAACGAAAAGCCGAAAGAACAUCCUACUCCACCUGUGAUAUCAGCUAAGGAAGUGAAACAGAUUAAAAACAAGGAAAAUCUCGCACCGCCUACAACAACCACUACUCAGAAGAACUCCAAAAGCGCUCAUAAUGUUGCCAACACUCAAACAACCAACACUAAAAAGCCAAUCAGUGCUGUAGCUCAACCACCGGACAAAGCAUUUCAGGAUAAUCCAAAUAUCUCCAAACGACAAAAGAAACUGCUCCAAAAGCAGCAGGAGCAGGGUAAAAACGCUGUUCAGCCUAAACAAAAGAAACAGUCACAACAGCAGCAGCAGCAGCAAUCCGGUUCGGGAGCAGCUCGUCAUAUUGACAAAGCAAUCAAGACAGCAGAGCGAAUGGUUAAAUCGUCCAACGACCGUCGAUCAAAGGUCAACAUCGGUGCCGAUACAACACUGGAGCUACUCAAUGGUUCCUCUUCGCCUUCGGUUCUUCCCAGAAAUGGCACACUGCCAAAAAUUCCAAAUACUUUCCCACCGGGCGAUACAUCGUUUGGUGCAAGCAUAAUGGAUCAGUUGAGUCGUGGUAUUCGAGUCGAAGGACUUCAGUUACCACCGGGUAUUACGCUAACCCGGGUGGAUGCAGCGCAGGCGGAAGCCAUCAAAGCUAAACGGGAAUCUAUAAAGAAAAUCUGCGAGCCUAUGAAACCGGUUCAACCCGAACCAUCGACAACGGUUCCGUCUCAACUGUUGAUGGGAUCCGCAGGAGCAGCCCCUGGCAUGUUCAUGGUGAAUCCUAUGGUGGUUCAACCAGGUCCCGGUCAAGACGCUGUCAUAAUGGUCGACACCAACAAGCUAAAGGGAAGCAGCACUGGUGAAAGUGAGAAAAAGCCCAGCAAAAGGAACAAGCGCAAGAACAAAAAUAAAAACAAGCAUGAUUCGUUGAAAGAUGGUCAUUCCAAAGGCGAUGGUCAUAAAAACCAAAAAGGCAAUAAUUUCGUAACGCUACGGAAUCCAAUGUUCCAGGGUCCUCCAUCGAGAGCACCUGCAUCCCACGAACAAACUGGGGCACGAUCAUCGCAUAAUUAUGAACAGCCGGCAACGAUUUUCAAAAACGAUAACGGCAUGUUCACUAUUAGGAAUCCAGCUUUGCAUCAGGCGCUAGCUGGUAGUACACCACCGUCAACUACCGGGUUCAGACCGUUCAACACUAACUACCUAGUGGAGAAUGGAAUAUACCCACCCCAGAUAGCGUCUGGAACGACCAAUGCAACUACGGCGAAUUACCUUCAACAGCAGCAGCAACAACAACAGCAACACGCGGCGAAUCUGUUAGCGGACGGACCAUCCGGUGUCAAUCCUGGAAGUUUCUCAGCAGCGGUGGAACCACCACGCAAGUGCAGCUCCGUAAUUGGCAGUGAGAUGAAGAAUGCUCAAAAGCAGAAGCAGCAACAGCAACAUCAUCCGCAUGUACAUCAUAAUUCGUGGCAGCAGCUGAACGGUGCUGUUGGUGGUUGUCAGUCAGCUGGAGCCGAACUGUACAAUCCUUUGUCGCUUGCCGGACCAAAUCCGAACCAACGGUGCUACUCGCCUUUUGAGAGUCUACAGUACGGACUGACCGGAAGUCAGGAUUACAUGAAUCCACAAAGUCCCUCCUCUGGAUACUUCCCGCUCAGCUCACCGUCGACUAUGAGUGCGAUCGGAUCCGAAAGGUCACAGGCUAGAGCCCACGCGGCCGCUGUAAUGUCAUCUACAGCUAACCCGAGCUGUAGACGGUUGUUCAGUUCUGCUAGUGGUCCAACGAUAGGUGCACACUGUUGUGAGGAUCCCCCCGGUGGUGUUUACUACGAUGGACUAGGUUCAGGUUGUUCCGCUGUGAAUCACAAGUAUGAUGAUUUAUCUUUUCUGCAUAAUUUGCAACCUGGUCAACGCUUGAAUAGUGAGGUUACUAUUCACAACAUCAAUGAGUCAAAGUUCCUUCGGCAGCAGGGACAAAAUUUGUCAAAUGAUAUUGAGAUUACGCGAAUACCAGCCCCGGGUAGUUCUGUUGCAUCGUCCGGCUUUAGUCAUCCAUCACAUUCGGCGCCACAUCCGCUGCUGAUGUCACCGGCUGGUUCCACUAUCAGCAGCGAAGCGGCAACGGCUGCCUCAGUUUCUUCGAUAACUGGUGGCAGCAGCGGUGGAAUAGGUGGUACUUCGAACAGUGCAGCUAGUGCGGCCCAAGCGGCCAAUCUGCUCGCACUGAACGAUAUCGAAACUAGUUUAUUCCUGCAGAAGUACCAGCAGCAACAGUUGCAACUGCAGCAGCAGUUACAGCAGCAAAUGCAGCAACUUCAGCUGCAGCCCCUUAGUCGGCAGCAGCAGCAGCAAUUGAUCGGAGAAUAUGGAGAAAACAUCUUCGCUCCGAAUCAAAUGGUCAACCUCAACGAGCUGGAAUCGGAGGAGCGUGAUAUUGAGUCAUUUAAACGGUUUAACUAUUACUUCGAUCCACCGAAGAAUAAGCCGAAAAUCAACUUGAACGUAAAGGACAUCGUAGUGAACAGUAAGAAGCCGGGGGAUGUAACUAGCAACAACCACGUCGGCGGCUCCAGUGGCAAUAGCAGUAGCAGCAGCAGCAGUAUCAGCAAUGAUAACAAUCCCGGCGGUGUCAGUAUAGGCGAGGACAUUCAACCGAUCCGACCGCAGGCACCGAUUGGAACACCUUCGCAGAAAUCCUAUCAUCAGCAGCAGAGCACGCCAGUCUCGUCCGUUGGGACUGGAGUUUCCACUAUGCUCUACCCGGCUACCUCGGACAGUCCGGCAUCAUCGGCCUCCAUCUUUGACGGGAUCUCGUCGUCUAUGAGCAGCCAUGCGCACUCUUGUGAUGAUUUGUACAACGAUUUACUCACAUCCACGGGUAAUCUUAGUUUGAAUUUAAAUUUGAACCUGACCCAGCUACAGCAGUCCAACUCGGAUCCCAUUGUGUACGAUAGUUUCGGUGUAGGCGGUGGGGCACCCAGUUUAAGUAGCGUAGGAAGUUCUUCCACCAGCGGUGGUGGAGGGGGAAAGCCACCGGCAAGUGAGCUGACCCAAAGUAUUAUCAGCAAUUGAAAAGGUGAUAAGCUGGGAAUGUUCCUUUCCGAUUCAGGUUUGAAAUAUUAGUGCUUACGCUGCGUAUACUGUUUACGUGCCGAUGCAAGCCGCUCCAAUUUAACAGCCAACACAUUACCAUAUUAUCAAAGUUGCCUUCAAACAGAAGUGCCAUAGAUUUCCUUCCCAAUAAUGCAGACACAGUUACUCAUCAGGAGCACAAAACAAGCCUGUAUCAGGUAAGGGGAACCUCUUCCUGCUCGAAAAUGGAAACUACCUGCACACAAAUGUCGACUGCCACUCAAUAAAAGAUCAGCAUUACCCCAGCCAGAAGAGGGGUCAUUGUGUCACAGACUAGUAAGAUUUAGUAUCUUCAAAAACCAACAAAUGUUAAAGCUUGUCUCCUCCCACGAGAGGUUAAACAGUACAGCAGUAAUCGUCGGUCAAACGAAUCUAUUAAACAACACCACAUACCAAUUGAA
This is a messenger RNA of Topomyia yanbarensis, 9635 nucleotides long. RefSeq lists its product as uncharacterized. The coding region runs from base 301 to 9174 and encodes 2957 amino acids. Lineage: Eukaryota; Metazoa; Arthropoda; Insecta; Diptera; Culicidae. The record is from RefSeq and is a predicted model, not a curated record. The transcript has 9 exons.